UCUAGAUUUCUACAGAUCUAUUUAUUUAGAUCUAGAUCUAUCUAGAUCUAGUGCCCUAUGCCCUAUCCUAUUCACAUAGUUUGUUGGUAAGGUUGAGGCUGUUUCAUGUUCCAGGUGGCUGUUAAGUUUGCCAUGUUAUGUUGGAGCAUCAGAAGAGUCUGACAUGAGCCAAAACACUUUGAGGCUGUUGCUACUUUCAUUUUGAAGGUGAGAAUGCGAGUGGAACUUUUUGAAUUACACUUUAGCAGAUCCAAUUCCAUCUACAUAGCUGGUCAAGUGGUCAGUGGGAGUGUUGUCAUCAAACUAGCCAAAGAGACAUGGAUAAGCUCUAUCGACAUAAAAUUUAUUGGUCGUGCCAAAUCAAAGUGGGAUGUGUCCAAUGGCGAUACUUCAAAACAUUAUCAAGCCAUGGAAGUCUAUAUAGACAGUGAAUAUCACCUGUAUAAGAGCAGAAGCCAGACUGAUAACCAACCUCCUGGGAUGCAUGUUUAUCCUUUUGAUUUCACUCUCCCUACUGAUGUCCCGUCUUCAUUCGAGGGGCGCAGGGGCUAUGUCAGGUAUCAGUGUAUUGUCACGAUGGACAGGGGCUGGAAGGGUGUGCUGCAGAUUGAACAGGACCUGACAGUCAUUCGACAUCUCGAUCUCUCCAUCUUACCUGAUGCUGCUAUGCCCCAGCACCUAGAGAGGGAGCAGAUGUAUGAAGGCUGCUGCUGUGACUCAGGUAACGUCUACAUACAGCUGGACCUGCAGAAGAGUGGCUUUGUCCCCGGGGAACCCAUGAACUUCACCAUCAUCGUCAACAACAAGGCUACAUCAUCAAUUUGUGGUGUGGUCAUGUCAUUAGUGCAGACUGUGCGCUACACUGGCUUCAGUGACAGCUUGUUCUCAUCUGGCCAUCCUAAGUACCAUGACAAGAUCAACCACUGGGUUCUCUUUCAAGCUGAUGACGACAUUGGCGCCGGCAAAACUUUCCACUUGGUCAGCGCUUGUAGCAUACCAGCUGUUGCACCUUCCCUGUUGGAGGGCUGCAACAUCAUUGACAUCAUGUAUGAAAUUCAUGUAGAGGUGCCAGUGGGCUGGAAAAAUGUUCAGCUGAGUUGUACCAUUUUUAUUGGGACCAUCCCCCUGCAGCGCACAGAGCCACGCCCUAGUUCACACUCAGAUGAGGGAUCUCUAGACCUGGAUCUCACCACUCCCCCCUUGAGACAAAACUAUGAAUUGCCUCCUUCGUAUGAAGAGUGUGUGUUUGGUCGCAUGGAGUCCCAGGAGAGGGAUGGUGAGGGAGAGGCUGACCACGAUGGACACACAGGAGCCACAUCUUCUGGCACCACCGCCUCGCGUCGCAGCCGACUGCGCCGCCUGCCCAGCUACCCUUACUACAGCACUGACCACUUCGCCAGCAGCAGGGAGCUGAGCAUAGACAGUCAGAGUGGCUACCCACCCCCUCCCCCCGGCCACAGUGGCUACCCCCACCCUCCCCCUCUUUCACUGGAGGGCUAUACAUCAGUACCAGUUACAGAGCAGCCUGUAUCAUCCCUGCCUCCCCCGCCCAGCUAUGAGUCAUUACAACUCCACAGAUAAUCAUCAAACAUCAUUUGUUCCACUGUUCACUGACUCUGUCAUAGACACUAGCAUCCAGCAGCCAGCUAUGAAUCCAGCAGCCAGCUAUGAAUCCAGCAGCCAGCUAUGAAUCCAGCAGCCAGCUAUGAAUCCAGCAGCCAGCUAUGAAUCCAGCAGCCAGCUAUGAAUCCAGCAGCCAGCUAUGAAUCCAGCAGCCAGCUAUGAAUCCAGCAGCCA
This is a messenger RNA of Physella acuta, 1797 nucleotides long. Its product is annotated as arrestin domain-containing protein 3. The record is from RefSeq and is a predicted model, not a curated record. Gene Ontology annotation, biological process: protein transport. Gene Ontology annotation, cellular component: cytoplasm. NCBI's taxonomy places the organism in Eukaryota, Metazoa, Mollusca, Gastropoda, Physidae.